AUGGGCACCCCGAACACCCAUUUCCACUGGCUCCUGCAGGAAUUCACCGCAGAGCGGGGUGUUGACAAGAGAGCUGGAUGUUUCGUGUUAAUCCCCUGGGCAGACUGUGUCUCGUGUGACGGGAAACAGGAGCCGUACGAAAGCAUGACCAGCGGGAGACCCCAUGCCCAUGGGAUCAGUUUUGGUCUCAAGACAGUCAAGACAAACAGGAACAGGCUAACGGCAACACAAAGCAGCAAGCUAGUAGGCGAGUCAUACAAUAGGCGCGGGAAUGCCUCCUCACGGUGGAGGGGAGACGACCUGCCCUCUGAACUUCCUGGGGAAACAACGAAAGAUGCAUCGAAUAUGCUCCGCACGCGUAGGCCAUUGACGGGCAAAGCCGAAAAGCAAGCGUCUGCGCCGAAUCGUGCACAGUAUUUGACAUCUAGUUGUCUUUCCGAGAGGCAUCGAGAUGGCAACAACAUCACCAACCCUGCAUUGGAGAAGCAGGAUAACCAAGACCAAAAUAACAACUCCAGCAAACGUCAACAACCAACCCUUCGGACCCCUCCUGACGCGGCUCAAACCACAAACCGACCGCCUUUUCCCAUAUUCCGCCAUCGCAUCCUCCCCUCAUCUUCCUCGACCCAUAUCCUUUGUCUCCGCCGUCGUCGUCCCUCGACCAAAAAGGGAGCAGGUCCCUUAGCAUCAGAUAUGCAGGAACAUUCGCAGCCCGACGAGGGCUACUCCGAAGACCCUCUCAACCCCAGCCCUAUCUCGCUAUUAGGCCCCUCUUCUAUAUCUGUCGGCCCUGAUACCGUCGAGCUACCCGCCUCUCACGACCUCGCCUCGUGGCUUUCCAAAAGUCUACCAUAUCUACCUGUAUCGAUCAAGUCGCAGCUUGCCAUCGCCUUGCUCGACGACCUCCCUUCACCUGUCAUCGCCCAGAUCGCAGAACGUCUGCGCUCACGCCUCUACAUCGACUUCGUCCGAUACAUCCCCCCUGAAAUCUGCUUGAAGAUUUUCGGCUAUCUCGACCCCGUCUCUCUUGUGAACGUCGCCUGCUGUUGCCGCUCUUGGUACAGCCUCGCUGUCGACUGGAAGCUAUGGGAAAGACUAUACCACCUGGAAGGAUGGCGCGCUGUGUAUCCAGAAAUUGAGGCCUGGGAGGCCAAGGUCAACGAGGGCAUCGAAGUUUACAACUCCGCAGUGAGCACCUACCAUCGUGUGAUGGCGUCUGAGGGCGGCCAUACCUCGAAAAAACGCGCCCUAUCAGGAGACCAGGAUUCGGAAAUGCCAGAUGCCGACCGCCCGUCCAGACUAGACGAUCCCAGCGUAGGGAGCAGCAUUUUUGCCUCCCCCCACCGCUCGUCCUCAUCCCCCUCUACGAGUCGAACACCGGCCGACCAAUCCGCUGCCAUGGAUGUCGACGGCGCAGGCGCCUCUUCCAAGAAUUCCCCAUAUGAAGAACCGCACAAGGAGGAUGUGAAGGGAAAGGGCAAGGCUAGGGAAGUGAAGGACGAGUCGUCGAGAAAAGGCUCCACAGCCCUCGUGAGCUCGAACCUCCCAGAGCCGUCCAUAUGGGUGUGGGAUGCCCUCAACUCCCGCUAUCGUCUUAACUGGAGAUAUGUGUACAGCCUCCGGCGGCGCCUCGAGUCCAAUUGGGAGCAGGGCAAAUUCGUUAACUUCCAGUUGCCCCUCCCGGAUCAUCCCGAGGAAGGACACCAGGAGUGCAUCUACACAUUGCAAUUUGACUCGCAGUACCUCGUCAGCGGCAGCCGCGAUCGGACCAUCCGCAUAUGGGGCAUGAAGAGCCGACGUCUUCUGCGGCCUCCGCUCAAGGGCCACAGCGGCUCGGUCCUGUCGCUACAGUUCGACGCCGACCCGGAGGAAGAUGUCAUUGUCUCUGGCAGCAGCGAUUCCAAUGUCAUUAUCUGGCGUUUUUCCACCGGCGAGAUCAUUCAACGUCUGACUACGGCCCACACCGAUUCCGUUCUCAACGUCAAAUUCGACAAGCGCAUUCUGGUAACGUGCUCCAAGGACAAGACCAUCAAGAUCUUCAACCGCAGGCCGUUGAAGUACGGGGACGUCGGAUACCCACACACUGAUCCCAUCAAUCCCGUACCUAUCCGCGUUCGCGACUACAGGUACGGUAGCCCUACGGACAGCCUUCCCGUAAUUCCGCCUUACACAAUGAUUGGUCGGCUCGAAGGCCACGGCGCCGCCGUCAACGCCGUACAGAUCCAUGGCAACGAGGUCGUCUCCGCCAGUGGUGACAGGAAUAUCAAAGUCUGGGACUGGCCCAACCAGAUCUGCAGCCGGACCGUGGUCGGUCACGGCAAAGGAAUCGCCUGCGUGCAAUACGACGGGCGGAGAAUCGUCAGCGGCAGUAGCGACAACGAGAUCAAGGUGUUUGACGGUGCUACCGGCAUCGAGGUGGCCAGCUUGAGGGCCCACAGCCACCUAGUCCGAACCGUCCAGGCAGGAUUUGGCGACUUGCCCUACAGCCAGCACGAGGACAAGCUCGUGGCCAAGAAGUUAGACGAGCAGUACCUCAAGGCACUGGAGUCCGGCACCCUUCCCGCUGGACACGGGUCGAGAGGUCGUCUGUCAAGGAGCAGUAACGCCGGAAGCCGAAGGCUGGAAGACAUUAAUGCAUAUGGCGCCUGGCUGCCGCCUGGCGGCGGCGGUGGGAGAUAUGCUCGCAUCGUCUCUGGCUCCUACGACCAGAGGAUCAUCAUCUGGCGUCGCGACGAGGACGAUACCUGGGUCCCCGCACACCGUCUUUACCACGAGCAAGUCGUCGAAGCGGCGCAAGCCCGGUCACCCACCCCCGUCGCACCACCGCGUUCUGCGCCUCCCCCUUCCUCAGCAGGCCGACCAGCAGCCACGGCACCAGGCUCGCAGGCGUCCCUCCAUCAUACGACACUUCCAAACCAGUCCUCCAAUCUAAGGUCGACCAUCGAGUCGCCUAUCAUCGCUACAAUCACGCCCGAUUCGGCGGCCUCUUUCAUGGCAUUGAUUGAUAUUAUCGUUCCCCAGGGUGUGCUUGCCCUCCAACAAGCUUUGGCGAGCUACCCGACCAUGUUAGCCUAUCAGGCACAUCUCCAAGCAGCCAUCAACAGGGAGCCGUUGCCGGCUGUUCGUGGUCAGCUCCGACAGGUUGUGGCCAAUGCUAUUGUCGCCACGCAGCAGGCCCAGGCGCGGACACGGCUCGCUUCCAUGCAACACACGAACGGUCCGAUUGCACCGCCUACCCUUCCCCCGCUGAGCACAAUUGCCGGCCCGAGUACGUCUACCAUGGGUGCAGCCGCGAGUUCUUCUGCCUCUGGACCUCACACUACAACGACGGGGCCGCGCGGAAACAGGACUAUCUACGAUCCCACUAGACCGACCGACCGACCGUCGGAAAGUACGGCUCCUGUCGUCGCAGUAGGCACAAGCGGAACAGUCAGCGCUCAGGACGCCUCGCUGAUUCCCGGUUCAGCCUACCGUGGUCCUCCCCUUGUGCCUCAGGUCGAGGGGCAUAUUCACAUACAAGGGCAGGGAGCAACGCCUUCCGUACAGCAUCACCAGCAGGUCCCCGCGGCACCUGUGCAGUCCCAUUCUAUCCUUGUACCCCCGGCUCAAGCGGCUGCGCCGCCACCCCCACCCCCACCAUCCCAGGGGCAGACUCAGGAGGCUCAGCAGGCUCAGGGUCAAACUCAGACUCAAGCUCAUCACCCCCCGCAACAGCAAGCGGCUCAGGGGGGCGCUGCUGCGCACCACCCACCUCCUGCCAACACAGAUACCACAGCGGCGCGGGUGUUCAAACUUCAGUUCGACGCCUGUCGCAUCAUAUGUUGUAGUCAGACCAGUGUCAUCGUCGGGUGGGAUUUCUGUAACGGAGAUCCCGAGCUGGAGGUUGUGUCCCGCAUCUUCGACAAUAGUCAUCUGGCGUUAAUCGACAACGACAACAACCCGCCAGUUUGGAGCUGA
This is a messenger RNA of Sodiomyces alkalinus F11, 3957 nucleotides long. RefSeq lists its product as hypothetical. NCBI's taxonomy places the organism in Eukaryota, Fungi, Ascomycota, Sordariomycetes, Glomerellales, Plectosphaerellaceae. The coding region runs from base 1 to 3957 and encodes 1318 amino acids. Gene Ontology annotation, molecular function: protein binding. The transcript has 9 exons. The record is from RefSeq and is a predicted model, not a curated record.